Molecule: messenger RNA, 1386 nt
Organism: Cladocopium goreaui
Lineage: Eukaryota; Dinophyceae; Suessiales; Symbiodiniaceae
Source: the annotation of a GenBank genome assembly
AUGGACUUUGGAGUUCCCCAAGACCGUCAGAGAGUCUACAUUUUGGGCGCCAAGAGGUCCUCAAAGAAGGGUAUCACCAACCCACCACUGAGCAUGCCCAAAUGCAAAGGUAGCAAGCCUAGUCUUUCAACUUUGCUUUUGAAGAACGUCGGGGCCAAGCAAAAGAAAAAGAUGAAGAUGGGGAAAACGGCCAUGAAGAACCUGAAAGCUGCCAGGGUGAAGUUCGAGGAGGAUUACGCCCGUUCCUCCAAGCCAGUGAUUGUAGAUUUGGCGGCAGGCCAAAAUUUCGCCCGAGUUUGUCAUGACUUCGUGCCAACAUUGUUGGCUGGUCGCUGUGCAAGCAGACUCAAGCAAACCGAUGGCGUGAACCUGGAACAUUUUGCAAAGGUCCAAGAAGCAUAUGACACGCACGCUGAGUUUGCCGGCCUGGUUCAGGGAUCACAGCCCAAGUCCUUAGCGGAAGGGUCCCCCGCAGCUCCGUUGGAUGUGACCGUUUUGGCCGGCCGUUCUGCACAAUUUGCUGCACAAGACCAAGAUGCUGGUGACGGUGCUUCGAGGGACAUCAUUUUUGGGUGCAUCCCCAUCAUUGACACUGCAGUGAAAUAUUUGCAGAACGGCCGUUUUGCAGAACCCAAGUGUGCAGAGCGUCUGGUGGUCUAUGCUGACCCUGCGAUCCUGAAGAACCAGCAAGGCCAAAUCCCAGAACGCACGUUGAAGAGGCUCUCCCCUGAGGAAGAGCAUCACGCGAUGAUUCUCGCAACGGCCAGAGAUUUGAGUGCGGGUUGCAACAUCCAAAAAUGGGCACAGGCUUGGUUGACUCAGCCAGUUGUGUUCCGUUGCGUCCGGAGGCUUUCGGCCUUGUCGGCAGCUAUCUCAGACGACCUGACUGCCGCCUUGUUCUUUGAGGUUCAGAGGGUGUAUCAGAUCGGACUCCUGGCCCAGUCAAUGAAGAACCAAAGCAGCAGAACGAACCACAAGGAGGUGCAUGCAGCCUUCCAUGCAAACUUGCGAGUCUCAAGUGGCGAGUCGAUCAAUCCGACAUUCGUCCGCGUGGCCCUCACAAUGUGGAAAGUGCUCCAGCACAAGGCUGUUCGCAAUGCGUUGCUUCUCGGAGACGAGCUGUUCGGAAAGAACAACCCUCUCAGCAACUCCUUGUACAAACUUGAAGCACUGAUGCAGGCUUCUGGCAGUGACCCCGUCCGUUUCGAAAGCAUGUUGGUUUUCUUCUUCGACUUAGUCUUGAAUGGCGAUAUCCAGCCCUGGGAGUGCUCAUGGGCCCCCCUCACGGGGAAGAAGCAACCGCAUAACAAGGGGAACCUUCGCUGUCGCUUCAAGAUUGUAUUUUUCAAACCUGAUGAUCGAUUGUCUUUUUGGGGAUGGGCGUGA